GGACGCAAAAGGGCAGAAAAAUACCCACCACUGUACGCCGGUGUAGGCUACUGUACACCACUUCCAGAGCACCCCCGGCUGCACAUCAUGAUUCGGCCGCGGGACGAGGCGCGGGAGUCGGGACAUGCUGUGAGACACAUACAACUUUGUGUGGUGGUGGUGGUGUUUGUGAGUUGUGCUUGUGAGGGGGAGAUGAGGGUGUCUCAGGUGGUGCCGCACUGACUGGCAGGUGGUGAGGAAGAAAAAAGUCGCGUUGAGUCGUCUGGUGGUUCAGCUGGGUUCGAGACAUGAGAAAACAUCGAAUUGGGAAGAGGUCGGGCCCGGCCAAUGUGGAGCCUCCAGUUCAAACAAUGUUUCGAUUCGUGGAGAUCCAUCCAUCCCAAGGUGUCAAGGAUGGUAGUAUGGCUCCUUCUCCCGCGAGUGGAGAGUGGUUGGCGUGGUGGGAACGUCGUGUUCAUCCCAAGCAACGAAAUCCCAAGAAAUGGAAGGCCCUCUUCACGUCUGCUCCUCACGUCUUCUCUCAAACGCCUUGCUUGUGGUGUUCCUUCCUGCCACCUGAGAUCAAAUUUGCGGGUCCCAAGUGUAUCAUCAAACCAAUUGGGAUUGGUUCACGUAGCAAUUGGCAGGAUCGGGGUCUUCUGGGUCUUCUGUCUCCACGCAGGGCAUCGUCGGUUCGGCGCUUGUUCCUUCCUUCUCAGCUCGUGGAGAGGGACACGGGCAAUUCCUGGCUAAUUCCAUCUGACUGUAACCUUUCUAUCUUUCAAAGUCAUUUUGAAAAGGGACUCUUCAACACUCAAUCAACACCUUGUUCACCACCUCACACACAAACACACACACUCCUUACAGCAGGGCUGAAUAGAGUGUCAAGGGUCCAGCCUCAUACAACACAACAACAACAACAACAACGACUCUUUACCACUACAACCCAUUAUACCCCAGAAAAUACCAAAAUCAAUAAUUGUUAACGCUGUUCGCUGUUGCGCUCGCUGCCCGGGGGACCCUUCACCAGAAACAGAGAAUCCAUAAUCGAGAUCCAAACCCCAGUCCAAACAGUCCCCCCGUCCCCAGCCUCCAACCGAAGCAGCUCUCAGCUCUCAGCUCCUGUUUUGCAAAAAAGACAUAUCGAUAC
Neurospora tetraspora is the source of this 1129-nucleotide messenger RNA. RefSeq lists its product as uncharacterized. NCBI's taxonomy places the organism in Eukaryota, Fungi, Ascomycota, Sordariomycetes, Sordariales, Sordariaceae. The record is from RefSeq and is a predicted model, not a curated record. The transcript is spliced from 2 exons. The coding region runs from base 288 to 965 and encodes 225 amino acids.